CCCUUGCAUUCUCAUCAAUUUAUGUUACAAAUUCUCCCUUCUUAUUUUAUUAGCAAGCUAAAGAAUGGCUAUUCGUAAAAGAGCUGCGAGUGUUGUUUUCUUUGUGUUGUUAGGAUUAAGCAUCUGUUCUGCUGCUAGAAAUCUCCUUACUAAUAUAGAGGAAGAAGCUAGCUAUGCAGCUGCUGGCCAUGGAGAACUCGGAGUAGGUGUAGAGUCAGGAGGGUAUGGUGGUGGUGGAGGUUCUGGUGGAGGUAGUGGAUACGGAGUUGGAUUAGUUGGUAAUCAUGGAGCAGGAGGAGGGUAUGGUAGUGGUGCUGGAGAAGGUGGUGGUGCAGGCUAUGGAGUUGUUGGUGGAGGCGCACAUGGUGGGGGUGGAGGCAGUGGUGGAGGAGGCGGUGCCGGAUAUGGUGCUGGUGGAGAACAUGGUGCAGGGUACGGUGCUGGAAGUGGCAGUGGUGGUGGUGCUGGUUAUGGUGCUGGAGGUGAACAUGGUGGUGGUGCCGGUGGUGGAGGUGGUAGUGGAGGUGGUAGCGGCUAUGGUGCCGGUGGAGCUCAUGGUGCUGGUUAUGGAAGUGGUGGAGGAGCUGGUGGUGGUUCUGGAUAUGGUGCUGGAGGUGAGCAUGGAGCCGGUGGUGGAGGAGGUGGUAGCGGAGGUGGUGGUGGAUAUGGUACUGGAGGUGAACACGGUACAGGAUACGGUGGCGGAAGUGGAGCCGGUGGAGGUGCUGGGGGUGGAUACGGUGGUGCCGGAGGAGCACAUGGUGCCGGAUACGGAGGAGGUGGCGGUAGUGGUGGAGGCGGUGGUGCAAGGUAUGCAACUGGAGGUGAACAUGGGGCUGGGUAUGGUAGUGGUGGUGGAAGUGGUGAAGGAGGUGGUCAUGGUGGCGGCGGCUACUAAAUUAUACUCCAAUUGUUGUGAUGAAAAUAAUAUCAUCACCAUUAAAUUAAUUGGUAACAAAAGAAAAGACUACUAAUCAUAUUACCAGUUAAUUAAUUAUGAAUAGUUUGUGUAAUAUUAUCAAUCUAUCAUGUAAUAAAUUUGAGCCAAAAAGAGCUCAUUGAAUUAUAUACUAUCAAUCCAUAUGUUAUGCGAGGAGUCCA
Papaver somniferum (opium poppy) is the source of this 1101-nucleotide messenger RNA. RefSeq names its product glycine-rich cell wall structural protein 1.8-like. NCBI's taxonomy places the organism in Eukaryota, Viridiplantae, Streptophyta, Magnoliopsida, Ranunculales, Papaveraceae. The transcript has a single exon. The coding region runs from base 65 to 898 and encodes 277 amino acids. The record is from RefSeq and is a predicted model, not a curated record.